AAUGAUAUUUACGCGUUACGUGGGUCAGGCUUAACGCGGAUAUUUUCUUGCAGAGUGGCGACGGGGAAUCCCGUAGUGUUCACCCUGCAGCCACCGGAGUGUUACAUGGAAAUCAGAUACGGUUACGGGACCACUGGAACUAGAGUGGCUGGACCAGUUCGCGUCGGCGAUCCCCUGACUCUCAUUAUCUACAUGCGCAGCAAAUACGAUGGUUUCGACAUCGUCGUGAACGACUGUUACGCCCACAACGGCGGGAACAAGAGAAUCCAACUGAUCGAUCAGUACGGAUGUCCGGUGGAUGAUAAAUUGAUCAGCAGAUUCCGUGGAUCCUGGUCGGAGAGCGGUCUCUUCGAGACGCAGGUUUUCGCCUAUAUGAAGACGUUCAGGUUCACUGGCUCGCCGGCUCUUUACAUCGAGUGCGACGUGAGAAUGUGCCACGGGAGAUGUCCGAGCCAACCGUGUCAUUGGAGGAACGCCAAAAACGUGGCCAAACGUUCGCUGCCGGAGAUCGCUGGCUCGUCGACGCCAGCCACGAGUUUGUCGGAGAACGUCAAUCUAUUCCAGUCGUUGCGCGUUCUUCAGGAAGGCGAGGCGGACACCGAGUUCUUCCAGAACUCCACCACAGCUUUCCGAAGUGGACCUAGUGAAUCGACGAACGACAGAGUAUGCCUGAGAUCGACGGUUCUCAGCACGAUCAUCGGAAUCGGUUGUGGCUUCGUUUGCCUAAUGGCAGGGACGAUAUUAGCAAUGUGCUCGAGAAUUCGAAGACAGGCUAGGGAAAAGCUUCUGUCCGAUAGUAUAAGUUACAUGACUCAUAAAGGUAGGAUCAACUAAUGCGCGGCCUCUUGAACGUACAUGCGAGUAUAUUUCCUCCUCACCUUCUUCUUCGCGACGGCUCUGUCGGUACGAGUGUAUCGAGGGAAAUCACCGAUCUUCUCAAUCGGUAACUAAAGCGAGGACAAUCACCGUGUUUGUAGGACUCGGUCGGUAAUGGCGUUGGGCACAAGCUCGAUCGGUAAAAUUAGUCGUUUGUAUUUCCAAUCGAUGGUCGACAAGAGCGAAAAAAUUACGCUCACGAGAGUACUUGAUAAUUGUGCAUUUUGGUUUGUGUAAAGUGUGAGAUGAGUUGUAAAAAGUAAGUAGUCAAAAAAAUGAAUAAAAUUAGGAAAGUAUAGAAUAAAGUAAAGGAUAUAUAUGUAUAUUGUGAUAAAUGUGAUUAGGCGUAGAUUUUUUACUUUUUCCUUUUUUUAAUAGCCGUCGAUGAACGUUAA
This is a messenger RNA of Heterotrigona itama, 1271 nucleotides long. The record is from the annotation of a GenBank genome assembly. Lineage: Eukaryota; Metazoa; Arthropoda; Insecta; Hymenoptera; Apidae.